Messenger RNA from Rhagoletis pomonella (apple maggot), 1993 nucleotides. Its product is annotated as protein D7-like. Lineage: Eukaryota; Metazoa; Arthropoda; Insecta; Diptera; Tephritidae. The record is from RefSeq and is a predicted model, not a curated record.
CACAGCAGAACAUUUGUCAAAAUACAGGCUUUGGCCGAAAUGUGAUUUUACCUGAGUGAACUUGAAUACGCUAUUUAUCUAAGAGGUUGAUCAGUAACGAAGUUAAAAGAAAAAAUUAGGAAUGUUUUCUAUAGAGAACGAUUCUGAUGUUGUCGUGUGCCCCUAUAAUAAGGCCCAUCGUUUGUUGAGAAAGCGAUUGCAACCUCAUCUAAUCAAAUGUCGUCAAAAUUAUCCACAACUUGAACUACAAAAAUGUCCUUUUAACGCAACACAUCAUAUACCGGAGCCUGAAUUUGCUCUUCAUGUCACCAACUGUCCUGAUCGAAAGCUUAUAACACAAUAUAAAUAUGAUACAGUGGAGCCCAAAGAGGAAGAACGCGUUAGACAUGCCCCAAUUGAAUGCGAAGAGAAUUGGGAUGAUACAGAAGUGGAAGACUACAAUCCACAAAAAUAUAUAGACCAGAAAAAUGUCCUCAGAAAACCUUUUGGAGUUCCUCCGUCACAGCGCAAGGAGUUUAUAAAACAAGAGCGAAAAAGAUUGGGCGAUAAUGAAAGUUAUAGUGACAGUGAUGAAGAAGAAGAAACUGAAAAAAUAGAAACGUCGAAAAAAAAAGCUAUAAAGGAAGAAAAUUUUGAGGAGGCAGAGGCACUUGAGCCGAAACGUGAAAUUUCACCAUCACCACCUCGUGAAGUUAAAUCAAGGUAUGAACGCAGACCUAGGACACGUAGUCGAUCUCCAGUUUCGGCUUACUACAGACGCAUUCAUGGCCGUGAGUCGCAAUCUCCUCCACCGCCUCCUCGUUAUAGAGCUAGUCCUGUUCGUGAACGCUCGCCUAUUUACAAUAACCGAAGAGCACCAUCGCCUGCGGCUUAUGAUAUAGAUGAUGAUCCCUACUACAAUGGCGGUAGGGGAUCUUCUAAUGAAGACACCAGUACUAGCAAAGAUUAUGGUCGACCAAGAUACGAAGCAGAUUUAUAUACACCAGAUGCUUAUCGUGCUCCUCCUCUUGUUGCAUAUCCGACACGUAUGCCGUCAUAUGGACGCGGAGCAUUUCGUGGAUAUCCUUAUGAUCGUCGGAAUGAUUCGCGCUCCAGUGAUUUUCGUAAUUAAUUUUAGUUUGAAAUACAUAUAAUGGUGAUUUCGUUUCUUCCAAAAAAUGUUGCCCUUCCCCGAAGCAAAAAGUGUAAAUAGGCAUGUUUUAACCUUCUUUCCUUGUCUAUCUCGCGCAUUCCAUAAAAUUUUCGUUUUAAACAACCAUCUGAUUUUCGGAGCAACCAUCUUCCCUGACAAAGCUUCACAGGGCAGAGAAUUUGCCUUUUUUUGGCUUACAAGAGGCAUUUUAAAAAACAAACACAAAAUUUUCUCACCCUUCGCCUUUAAUUUAGAAUCGAGCACGAAAAGAGAAAGGCAAAGGAAAUCAAAAGGCAGCAUUCCUUGGUAGAAACGAAAACACCAUAAAAUUAGAUUCUGAUCAUGAAAGUUUUUUUUUUUUAUGUAAACGUAAGUUAUUUUAUCCUAGAGCAUGCUAUUAAUUUUGUGACUAAAAACUUAUCAUGUUUCUUAUUAUCAAUUUUAAAAAUAUUUUUUUAUUUUCGAUUUCGUACAUCUAUUUGAUGGUUUAGUUGCAUAUCUACGUUUUGCUAGUACGGUGUUUUAGGCGAUGUAACAGCCAACCGUUAGUUGAAAGCAACUUUUGAUUCCAUUAAUCGCCUUUUAAACACCGUAUACACGAUUUCAAAUAUUUCGUCAGGUUCUGCUAUUCACUUCCGAGUGAAUUUGAGUCAAGUUCGCUUUGAAUUCAAAUUGGCAGAGGAUAAGAUUCACUCGGAAGUGAAUUGCAGAACCUGCCCGAUUAUGAUUUUUUAAUGUCCCAUUGAUUAUUGUCCCGUUUAGGUAUUGUCAAAUAAUUUAAGUCGCAUCACAAGUAUAUAUUUAGAAUUUAUUAAGUGAAAACUAAAAACAAUUCAUUUUAAAUAAAGAAAAUUCAGAGAA